AUGGCUCAUCAUCAUCACCACCAUGCGGCGUCGUCAUCGGAGUGGGAGCACAAGUGGGGCAGCCUGGCGGCGGAGCUGACGGCGGGGAGGGACGUGGCGAAACAGCUCCAGCUCAUCCUCAGCUUCACCCCCCCGCAGCCCUCGUCAUCGGAGCAGGCGGCGACGAGGGAAGUGCUGGUGCAGAAGAUCCUUGCUUCCUACGAGAACGCGCUUUCCAUGCUCAGCAGUAGUAGGAAGAUGACGCCAGCUGAUCAGCACCACCACUGCCCGAGCCAUCGUGACGACGGGGACAUUGGGACGGUGGUGAUGAUGACGAUGAAGUCGUCGGAGUCGUCGCCGCCGGGGACCAGGAGCGGGAGUCCGGGGAGCGAGGACUCUGACCACGACCUCUUCAAAGACACCACCUCUUCUUCUAGGAAAAGGAAGAGCAUUCCGAGGUGGACGCAUCAGGUGAGAGUGGGCCCAGGGAUGGGCCUUGAAGGCCCACUUGACGACGGCUUCAGCUGGAGAAAAUACGGCCAGAAGGACAUCCUCGGCGCCAAAUACCCUAGAGGGUAUUACAGGUGUACGCUGCGAAACGUGCAAGGCUGCCUGGCCACAAAGCAAGUCCAGAGGUCCGACGACGACUCCACCGUAUUCGAGAUUACGUACAGAGGAAGGCACACCUGCACCCAAUCACAAUCACCAUCCACGUCAUCAUCUCCGGCGCCAAAUAACAUCUCUCCUCGACCAUCCGAACCAGCCAUGCCGCCGGCGGCGGCAUCAGCAAAGGACCGUCAACACGAGCAGCUGCUCCUCAACUUCCGUAGAGGACUCAACGUCGUGGUAACCGACGACGGCUCGGAGUUCGACUGCUCUCCCCCAACCACCGCCACCGCGGCUACCACUUUCGCCGGAAGCUUGUUCUUUCCUCCGCCGCAGGUAAUUACUACUAGUGACAACAACACUAAUAUUAGCUACGGGGGAGAGCAGAGUACAACGGCUGCAGCCGCUCCGCCGGCGACGGUUGGAUCGGUUGACUUCCCGUUUGGCAACAUGGACCACUUGUUUGACGAUCAGACGACCUUCACGUUCGACAACUCCGGCUUCUUUUCCUAG
Molecule: messenger RNA, 1098 nt
Organism: Linum tenue
Lineage: Eukaryota; Viridiplantae; Streptophyta; Magnoliopsida; Malpighiales; Linaceae
Source: the annotation of a GenBank genome assembly